AGGAGCUGCCUGGAGAUGCUGCUGCUGUUCCUCCUGCUGCUGCUGCUGCUGCUGCUGCUGCCGCCACUGUCCAGGCUCUGGCAGCCGUGGUCGCCGGGGCCCAGGCUGUCCUGGCUUGCCUGCCUCCAGCACCGGGUGGCAUGGGGCGCCCUGUGCUGGGCAGCCGCCUGGCAGCGGCGGAGACUGGAGCAGAGCACGCUGCGUGCCGGCCAGAGCCAGCAGCAGGCCCUGAGGUGGUGUCUGCAGGGAGCCCCCGGCCCCCGCCGCCCGCUCAGGGGGAGCACAGAUAUGAGCGCCUUCCGGAGUCAUCUCCCUCUGACCAAGGCCAGCCUGGCCCAGGAGGAAGAAAGUGGGGAGCAGCUCCUGCCCCCUGCCUCAAAGCAGCACCAUGGGAAGGCCUCUCUGCAGGUAAACAGCUCUCCCAUGGACCCCAACUUGCAGCCACACCCUCCCCUCAGGGUGGGCAAAGACUCCCCAGAUGGGGGGCCAACACCCUGUCCUGUCUCCCUCCAGGCCACCUUGCUGGGUCUGGCAGCCCUGAACAAGGCCCACCCAGAGGUCCUGGUCCCAGGAGGCACAGCCUGCCUGACUCCUACAUCCCCCUGGCCCAGCCCCCUCCCCUGGCCUUGGCGGGUCCCCAGCCCGGGGAGCGCCCCUGGAGCCAAGGACCCUGGGGCCCUGCUGCUGGAAGCACUGAGGUCCCCGGGGCUGCGGGCACUGGAAGCCAGGACGGCGGUCGAACUCCUGGACGUCUUCUCGGGCCUGGAAGCCAAUGGCGAAGAGCUGGCCCGGGCGCUGGCUGCCGGGGGCCCCGGAGCACCCCUCCCCUGGCGGGCAGCUGAGCUGCGGGAAGCCCUGGAGCAGGGACCCCGAGGCCUGGCCCUGCGGCUCUGGCCGCAGCUGCAGGUGGUGGUGACUCUGGACGCGGGAGGCCAGGCCGAGGCUGUGGCUGCCCUGCGGGCCUUGUGGUGCCGAGGGCUCGCCUUCUUCUCGCCUGCGUAUGCUGCCGCCGGAGGGGUGGUGGGCCUGAACCUAUGGCCGGAGCAGCCUGGUGGGCUCUACCUCCUGCCCCCUGGCGCUCCCUUGAUUGAGCUGCUCCCGGUCCGGGAAGGAGGCCAGGAAGAGGCUGCCACCACCGUCCUGCUGGCCGAGGCCCAGGAGGGCGAGGAGUAUGAGCUGGUGCUGACUGACCACACCAGCCUUACCAGGUGCCGCCUGGGCGAUGUGGUGCGGGUGGUUGGUGCCUACAAUCAGUGCCCCGUCGUCAGGUUCGUCCGCAGGCUGAGCCAGACGCUGAGCGUGCGAGGAGAAGACAUCGGUGAGGACGUGUUUUCUGAGGCCCUGAGCCGGGCGGUGGGACAGUGGCCAGGGGCCACGCUGUUGGACCACGGCUGUGUGGAGAGCAGCGUUCUGGAUUCCUCCGGGGGCUCUGCUCCCCACUAUGAAGUGUUUGUGGCCCUGAGGGGGCUGAGAAACCUGUCUGAGGAAAAUCGAGACAAGCUGGACCACUGCCUCCAGGAAACCUAUCCCCGCUACAAGUCCCUGCGCUUCCGGGGCAGCGUGGGCCCUGCCCGAGUCCAGCUGGUGGGGCCCGAGGCCUUCCGAGAGCUCCGGGCGGCCCUGGCGGCCUCUCCCUCGUCGCCCUUCCCGCCCGAGAUGCCUCGGGUCCUCAGGCACAGGCGCCUGGCCCGGCUCCUGCAGAGGAGAGUGUUGUCCUGAGCCGAGGCCCGCCCACUGCCCCCCGCCCCCCAGAAGCUGCCUCUCUCUCUCCUCUGGGGCUUCCCUAGACGGGGAGCCCUUGGCCAGGGUCUCUGACUCUGUCACCCGUCAGUUGCUCGUCAGAGCUGCUGGGUCUUAGGGAGGUCCAACCUGGUCAGCCAGGUCUGGAGAGGUGGCCUCGGGGUGUGCCAGACACCAGCAGCACCCUGCCCGGAGCCCACCCUGGAGGAAGCUGACGGAGAGCUCCCACACACGCCGGUCUCAGCCCAGCGCGCUGGGCGGGCUGCAAGUGCCGGGAGUUAACGUUCCCAGGAGCCACCUUCCGUUGGCCAGGAGCAGGCGCUGUGAAUGCCGACCCCAGCCUCACUGUCCUGCAGUGCGACGAUUCUGACGCGUGUUCUGUGCCAGCUGCCCACGGGUCACGGUUAACACAGUUCUUAUGCUUUCCUCCCGUCCUUCCCGUCCCCACUGCCUUACGUGUUUUCUGGGUUCAGCUCCCUAAUAAACCUCUUGCACCCAGA
Molecule: messenger RNA, 2240 nt
Organism: Phyllostomus discolor (pale spear-nosed bat)
Lineage: Eukaryota; Metazoa; Chordata; Mammalia; Chiroptera; Phyllostomidae
Gene: GHDC
Product: GH3 domain containing
Exons: 7
Coding region: 16-1719 (567 amino acids)
Cellular component (GO): cytoplasm
Molecular function (GO): acid-amino acid ligase activity
Source: RefSeq, a predicted model, not a curated record